GCACUUUUUCCGUGGACGGUUGGGGAAAAUCCAUGAAAAGGAUCGCCAUAACAACGAAAAUCGGGACGACAGCAACACAGAAUUCUCUUGACGAUCGAAUUAUUUGACUUUAUUUAGAAUUUCAACUGAAUUUUGAGAUUUUCAAGGAUUGAAUACUUGACAAAAAAUGUCUGGCAUUUUCAAUCUCUUUGGUGCAACAACUGUAACACCCAGGACUUCACAAAGAGCUGGAUCUACUGAUGCACAGGGAAGAUUCUCGGUGAAGGCAAAUGCCCUAAGAUCAGGAUCUGGCCCCCUAAAGCAGGGGAAUACCUCAAAGCCAAGGGGUCUCUCCAUUCGAUCCAACAAUGACUUGAAUGUUUGCACUCCAUCACAGAAAACUUCGACAUUGGCCAAGGGCAAGAUUAAUACUUUUGACUGUGCUAGUCGACCAUUAACACCUCGCCGGAAACAGACAGCGUCAAAGCUCCAAAUUGUACGUGAAAAACAGCUAAAAAGUAUCUCCCCACCGUGUAAAUCCCCCUACUUCAAUUUAACAAUUAAACAGAAAGGUACUGACGAUCUUCUCUUCAAGAAACCAGUGACACCAAAGAGUAACCAGAGGCCCAGAUUCAUUUACCCAGAGCCAGAGAGCAUUCCUAUAUUCAUUGAUGACAAUAUCCACUUGUAUGACCUGAACGAAGACCUUGAACUAGUGAAAAAAAUGCGUAAAACUAAGGAACCAUUCAUCGAUGAAGGCUUUGAAUCGGACUCUGAACUGGCACCAACACCUCCAAAAUCACCAGUGCCCAUAGAAUUUCGUCAUUUCAAUUUUUCAAUUGCUGAUGCGGAUUUAGAUGCACCAGACAUUCCCAUAUGCUCCGACAGUGACAACGAUGACUAGGUUUAACAACGAAAUUGUCAUUCAUAAGUCUAUCAUCAUUAUUAACUCCAUUCAAUUUUUUAAAUUAUUUUAUCAAUGAAUUUAAUGUUGUCAUCUCACAAUUAUUUCACUCAAAACAUUUCUCCUGAAUUAAUUCACUGAUUCUCGGGAAAAAGUAAGAGGUAAUUGUAAUUGAAAAGUAAUUUGGUUCAGAAUUAAUCGAAGACAAAGAAAAUUAAUAUUGAACUACGAACAGUUGUUUCGAUUUGAAAAAUUCGAGACGACUACCGAAUCAUACAAUCAGGACAUGGUUUCAUGAUUGAGCGAAACAAACUAAUUAGCAUUUAUGACAACUCUCUGAGAGAAUCUUAUUAAAACGAGUAGGGACUAGUGGAUUAACGAGAGUAAUUUAAUAUUAUGUUUUCCCCUCUGGUCAGUAUUUCAUAAUAUAUUCACAUAAAAUAUUA
Molecule: messenger RNA, 1329 nt
Organism: Fopius arisanus
Lineage: Eukaryota; Metazoa; Arthropoda; Insecta; Hymenoptera; Braconidae
Exons: 2
Coding region: 167-883 (238 amino acids)
Source: RefSeq, a predicted model, not a curated record